Messenger RNA from Closterium sp. NIES-65, 381 nucleotides. Lineage: Eukaryota; Viridiplantae; Streptophyta; Zygnematophyceae; Desmidiales; Closteriaceae. The record is from the annotation of a GenBank genome assembly.
AUGGAGCUCCAGGGCCCGGGGCGAGGUGCUGUGCCGGGGCCUGGAGGGGUGGAUGGAGCUGUUGCAGAGAGGGCUUCUUUUGAGUCGACUCAAGCACGAUUCCGUGGCUCCUUCUUUCCUCCCCAUUUUCCUCCCUCUUAUCCACCCCCUACCGCCACAGUCUGGUGCCGGGACCUGGAGGGGCGGAUGGAGCUGUUGCAGAGAGGGCUGCAAGGCAUCCUCUGUUCAUGGCGCUUGGGGAAGGUAUGGUGUUGGUGGGAAGGGGAGGAUACGCCUGGGGCAGCUGACCCCCUGGUGGGGUAUGACUGGGGCAAGGGCUGCUCUGACCUGCUGCGCGAUGUUGGCUUCUCCAACCUCACCUUCAAGACGUAUCCCAAGUAA